Diaporthe citri is the source of this 1485-nucleotide messenger RNA. RefSeq lists its product as uncharacterized. The coding region runs from base 1 to 1485 and encodes 494 amino acids. NCBI's taxonomy places the organism in Eukaryota, Fungi, Ascomycota, Sordariomycetes, Diaporthales, Diaporthaceae. The record is from RefSeq and is a predicted model, not a curated record. Gene Ontology annotation, cellular component: vacuolar membrane. Gene Ontology annotation, molecular function: amino acid transmembrane transporter activity. Gene Ontology annotation, biological process: amino acid transmembrane transport. The transcript is spliced from 4 exons.
AUGUCUGAGAAGAAAGAUAUCGCACGAGCACCGCCUUACGACGAGGGCGAGCAGGGCGAACUAUACGGUGUGAAGACGAAUCCUGCGACCCAGGGCGAUGCUGUUUUUGGCGAGGUCUCAGAAGAUGGUCCCAACUUCAAAAGUUUAGGAUGGAUUGGCGCGGCCGGCCUCAUGACGAAGGCCUCGAUAGGCCUCGGUGUCCUGUCCAUUCCCACCGUAUUCGACACAUUGGGCAUAGUACCGGGCAUCAUCUGCCUGGUCGCGGUAGGGACCAUCAUAACGUGGUCCGGCUACGUGGUAGGCACCUUCAAGCGUGCCCAUCCCGAGGUCUACGGUGUCGACGAUGCCGGGGCUCUGAUGUUUGGUCGCAUCGGACGUGAAGUAUUCGGCGCCGCGUUCUGCCUAUGUAUGUGGAUAUCACCUCCGUCUCACACGCCUACUGUUCCGCGAGCUCCCUCUGCUUACACAAAGUCACUGCCAGAUUGGACCUUCAUCGCCGGCUCCGGUAUGCUCAGUGUCUCCAUCGGCUUGAACGCAGUCUCGAGCCACGCAACAUGCACAGCCGUCUUCGUGGUCGUUGGCGCCAUCGUGGGCUUCCUCUUCGCCAGCAUCCGGACCCUCGGCAAGAUGAGUUGGCUCGCCUGGGUCGGCGUCGGCACCAUCAUCGCUUCGAUCCUUAUCCUCGCUAUCGCUGUCGGCGUCCAGGAACGACCUGCUGCUGCACCACAGGAGGGCGUGUGGGUCUCUGACUUCAAGAUAACCAACACGCCCGACUUUGCCGGUGCCGUCUCCGCCGUGUCGUCUCUGAUCUUCGCCUUCGGCGGCAUUCCCGCCUACUUCAACAUCCAGGCUGAGAUGAGGGACCCGCGUCUUUACACUCGAUCGCUGAUCCUGUGCCAGUCCACCGUGUCUGCGGUGUAUAUCACAAUCGGUGUCGUGGUGUACUACUACUGCGGGUCUUAUGUCGCCUCACCUGCCUUGGGCUCGGCCGGUCACACCAUGAAGAAGGUGUGCUAUGGUGUCGCCCUCCCUGGAUUGUUCGUCUCGACAAUCCUCACCACUCACCUGCCGGCCAAGUACGUUUUCAUGCGUGUGCUUCGCGGAAGCAGGCACCUGACCACCAACACCGUGGUCCACUGGGGAACCUGGAUUGGAUGCACCCUCGGCACGACGGUUGUGGCCUACGUUAUCGCCAGUGGUAUCCCGGUCUUCGACGGACUCGUCUCCUUGGUCGGGGCCCUUCUUGGCACCCUCAUGUCAUUCCAGCCCAUGGGCUGCAUGUGGCUGUACGACAACUGGUCCCAGGGCAAGGCUGAACGCUCAGUCAGGUGGAUUCUGAUGGUCUGCGUCAGCGUGUUCGUGAUCGUGUCAGGGACCUUCCUGAUGAUUGCUGGCACGUACGGCUCGGCCGUGGGCAUCGCCAACACCUACAAGGAGACGGGCGGGUCAGCUGCAUGGUCUUGUGCUGAUAACUCAAAAUCGUGA